AUGCUUGUCCAUGCAAUUAUUACAUCUCGUGUUGAUUUUUGUAACAGUCUUUUGUAUGGGCUGCCCAACUACCAGCUCAACAAAUUGCAGAGAGUUUUGAAUGCCUCAGCCAGGCUAGUUUGUAAUGCCCACAUCUCACCCCUUCUUCGUGGUCUCCAUUGGCUUCCUGUUAAAGCCCGGAUAGAAUUUAAGAUACUGCUUAUUACGUUCAAAGCAAUUCACGGCCUUGCUCCUAAAUAUCUAUGCGAUUUACUGACAUUUAAAUCGUCCAUAUAUAACCUUAGAUCUUCAGAUAGUAUUUUACUUUCUAUGCCAGCUGCUCGAUCGAAGACGUUAGGUGAUAGAGCUUUUAUGGUAGCAGCGCCAAGGCUCUGGAACUCUCUUCCAAAAAAACUUCGUGCAAUUACUAAUGUGAACAGUUUUAAGGCGCAUAAUAUGACUUAUCUUUUUAAAACUUUAUAUUGGUGA
Messenger RNA from Porites lobata, 468 nucleotides. The record is from the annotation of a GenBank genome assembly. NCBI's taxonomy places the organism in Eukaryota, Metazoa, Cnidaria, Anthozoa, Scleractinia, Poritidae.